UACAAGCACCGACCCAUCGUGUAUGGCGUCCCAACAAUGAGGAACAUCUACCGGGUCUUGGCCAGUCAGUAUGACCCUCUGGGAUUCCUCCUCCCGUACACGACUCGAGCCAAGAUGCUUGUCCGACGUCUGUGGGAGAAGCACAGAGAUUGGGAUGACCCACUCCUUCCCCAAGACCUCCUGCAAGCAUGGAACAGCUGGGAGCAAGAGUUGCACCUUCUCCCCCAAGUCAGCCUACCACGAGCAUAUCUACCAGCCGAAGUAGAUGAGUCGAGCGUCGUCAGAGAGGUCCAUGUGUUCUCUGACGCUUCAGAGCAAGCUUACGGUGCGGUGGCAUACUUGAGGACGAUCGACAAGCAAGGUCAGGUACAUCUUUCCUUCCUACUUGCUCGCUCUAAAGUUGCACCCAAGCGUCUGCUCUCCAUGCCCAGGUUGGAGCUGUGUGGAGCUGUUGCAGGAGCACAGCUGGCUAAGCUCCUUGAAAGAGAACUCACGCUCAAGGUCGCCAAGACAGUCCUCUGGACAGACUCCACUACCGUGUUGGCAUGGCUGCAGUCCGAGUCUUGUCGCUUCAAGGUCUUCGUUGGCACCAGAGUGGCCGAAAUCCAAGAACUCACUAGCCCCCAGUCCUGGCGCUACGUAGAUUCUGAGAGAAACCCUGCUGAUGACAUCACAAGGGGCAAGAGUCUACAAGAGCUGGUGAAGCCAAACAGAUGGAGUCAAGGUCCUCCAUUCCUCCUUCAACCACCAGAAAAAUGGCCAGUCCUGUCAAGUGGAGUCCAGAACGAGGAUGUCUCAGAACUGAGGAAGUCGACCUUCUGUGGUGCCAUCGCGACCAAAGCCAGCGCCGCAUGGGCCGAGCAGCACGACACUUGGCAGGCACUGCUAGAAGCUACAGUGCAGGAGCUUCAUGGGGCGGCAGAUCAGAGCAGCAAUCCCACCGCUGAAGAUUACCGCAAAGCAGAGGGGCUCAUCCUCCAGCGAGCCCAACAAGAGAGUUUUCCAGAUGAGGUGAGACUCCUAAAAGUCGGCAAACCUGUCUCAUCCUGCAGCAGACUGAUCACCUUAUCGCCGGAGAUGGACAGCGAAAGACAGCUCAUCUGUGUCGGAGGACGGUUACGCCGUGCCGAGAGCUUGGAACCAUCGGCUGUUCACCCAGUUGUGCUGGACCCAAGCCACCCUUCUACCAGACUGCUCAUCCAGGACUACGACAGUCGUCUGCAUCAUCCUGGACCAGAGAGAGUCUUCGCAGAAAUACGACGUUCCUACUGGAUCCUGAGAGGUCGGGAAGCCGUACGUCGCUACCAGCACUCCUGUCCGGAAUGUCGCCGCUGGAAGGCCAAACCUGCGAUUCCCAAAAUGGCUGACCUACCACCGGCGCGACUGCGACUCUUCAAACCAGCCUUCUUCUCGACAGGAAUGGACUGCUUUGGACCCUUCCAAGUCAAAGUGGGAAGACGCAUCGAGAAGAGGUGGGGUAUAAUAUUCAAGUGUCUCACAACCAGGGGUGUGCACUUGGAUCUCCUGAACACACUCGACGUCGACUCGUUCCUGAUGGCCCUCAGAAGGUUUAUCGCACGUCGUGGAACGCCAGCAGAGUUGUAUUCCGACCAGGGAACCAACUUCCGUGGCGGAGAAAGAGAGCUUAGAGAAUCGUUCGCUGCCAUGUCUCCAGACCUUCAAGAGCAGCUAGCCAAGCAGAAGAUCAGCUUCCACUUCAACCCUCCUGCAGCGCCACACUUCGGGGGAGUGUGGGAAAGGGAAAUUCGGUCGGUGAAAGCUGCCCUCUAUCCCACAGUGGGAGCUCAACCAGUCCCAGAGGAAGUGCUUCGAACAGUGCUUCUCGAAGUGGAAGGGAUCCUCAAUUCAAAGCCACUGGGGUACGUCUCAUCCAGUCUCCACGAUCCUGACCCAGUGACUCCAAACGUCCUGUUGAUGGGGCGGCUGGAUGGCUCCUUACCUCAGACUGUGUAUCCAGAGACUGCCCUCCUGAGCCGCCGUCGUUGGAAGCACUCACAAAUCCUGGCGAACCACUUCUGGUCCAGCUUCCUGAGGAACUACCUUCCCAGCCUGCAAAUUCGUCAGAAGUGGCAGUCAACGCAAGCCAUCAUCACCGAGGGAGCUAUCGUGAUGCUGGUAGACCCGCAGUCACCUCGAGCGACGUGGCCAGUGGGACGCGUCACCAGUGUCAACCCAAGCGCCGAUGGACAGGUACGCUCUGCUGUCGUGAGGGUCGGCGACAAGGAGUACACCCGACCAGUGGCCAGGUUAGUCACACUUCCAGCUGUCUCAGCCGACAACGAGGAGGACAAUGCAGCCGACAAGAAUUCAGCGUAAGACUGUAAAGACCUGGUCACCUUUCUUAAGAGCGAAUGUACUUCAUACAUUCGGGGGCGGCUGUUAGAAAGGUUCCUGUUUAUUAGUUCGUUCCCAUGGUAACCGUCGCUUCCUGUUUUUUGUACUACGUCACGCGCGCGGUGCAUUGUGGGAUUGAGAGUAGCGUAGUGGCGCGAGUAGCACCAGGUGCACAUUCGGAAGAGUGCAGCCACCAGUUAAGACGAGUGCAGCCGCCUGUAAAGACGUGUGUGAGGGAAAGGCAUUCCGUGUGCGUCAUUGAAUGAACAACCACAAACAACCUAUAUAUAUAUGCCUAGUCAAGUUCCCUCCCGCACACAUAUUGGAUCCCACACACAUACAAGCUCCUCACACGCAGCUAAUUACACACACUCAGCUAGUCUUCCUCCUCCUAUCAAGUGCCUAUUUGUAAAUAGUUCUGCCUGUUGCCACCCUGUUGCCAUAAAAUUGGAUUAAAGGUGAAAAGACCAACUCCGCUCUCCUUCUCCUGUGUUCUGACCGACACCCCGGGGCGAACGGACCAUAACCCAAAUUGAACCAGAAACCUAUACAGUCCACAA
Molecule: messenger RNA, 2915 nt
Organism: Corythoichthys intestinalis (scribbled pipefish)
Lineage: Eukaryota; Metazoa; Chordata; Actinopteri; Syngnathiformes; Syngnathidae
Exons: 2
Coding region: 37-2337 (766 amino acids)
Biological process (GO): DNA integration
Molecular function (GO): nucleic acid binding
Source: RefSeq, a predicted model, not a curated record